Molecule: messenger RNA, 1128 nt
Organism: Dendronephthya gigantea
Lineage: Eukaryota; Metazoa; Cnidaria; Anthozoa; Malacalcyonacea; Nephtheidae
Exons: 6
Coding region: 1-1128 (375 amino acids)
Molecular function (GO): nucleic acid binding
Source: RefSeq, a predicted model, not a curated record
AUGGCGGCUUUAGAAGAACACGAACAAUUUAUAAGAAGCUUCUUAUCUCAAAAAGAAAAAACAUUAGAAGAUUUGUCGGAUGCCCUUAUAGCAGCGUAUCCGGAACAAAGAGGUUUUUCUGUUCGAAGUAUAAAACGCUUUUGCAAGGAAAAUGGAAUUAGAAAGAGAGGCAUUAUUUCUGACGAACAUCUUGAUGAUGCUGUAAAAAAUGCUGUUUCCGAGGUUGGUCCAGUUUAUGGGCGGAAGAUGAUGAAGGGUUAUUUGGAUAGCAAAUGUGGAUUUUCACUUGCCUCUGAGCAACGUGUUCGAAAUUCCUUGGCCAGGGUUUCACCAUUAUACCAGCAACAGCGUAACGCACGAACCGAAAGACUUACAAAUCCACAUCCAUACAUCGCAGAAUAUUUUGGCCACAAGUUGCACUUAGACCAGAAUGAAAAAAUAGCUAUGUUUGGUGUCACACAUGUUUGUGCAAUUGAUGGAUAUUCCAGGUUUAUUACUGCAUUUUCAUGUAUGCCAGUAAAAAACAAUGUCGUGAUUUAUGACAUGUUCAGGAAUAUCAUACUAAAUGAAGGAUUAUUUGAUCAGAUCAGAGUUGAUCAUGGGAUGGAGUUUGUCCUCUUACUGUAUGUCCAAGAAAUGUUGGCUGAGUUCAGAACAAAUCAAGGUAGAGAUCCCCAUCGUCAAACAGAAUCAAAAAAGAAUCUUGUGAUUGAAAGAUUCUGGGUGGAAGUAAAUGCAAGAGUUAAUUACCCGAUUAAAUCAGCUUUGCGUCAAAUGGAGGAAAGAAAUUUAAUUGACAUGGAACUUGAGAAUGUCAAACAUUCUGUUUCAUCAGUCAGUUUGAAAGUAGCUUUUGUGGGAAUGGAGAAAGCAGUUCGGUCAUGGAAUCAUCAUGCUAUACCAGGAGUUGGAAGGCCAAUUGAUCUCAGAAACAACAACAAUAGAGUGGCAAAAGUGCCGUUGAACAUGAUUCCAACAUGCGAGGAGGCGGUUGCAAGGUAUGAAAACGAUGGUGGAAAGAUAACACGUUUUCCUGCAUUUGGCCAAGAUCCAUUAUUCACAAAUCCACAUUUACAAAAUGAAAGAGAGGAACAAUUUAAUCAUAUUAACUGGGAACUGAUAGAAUAA